AAUAUGUUCUUCAUACACUUUGAUUCUAUAGUGGUAUCAGAGCCAAAAACCUCUAACGAGUCUCCUCUGUCUUACCAAUGGCCAAAACCUCUGGAACUUGCGAUAGCACCUCCUCUUCUGGUGCGAAUUCUCCAACCCAUACUCCUAAUACCAGCAACCCGAACUCUGCAGCCAUAGACCUCAACCAUGCUGCUCGAGGACCCAUAUCCUUCAACUCCACUGCGUUUCCUCUUAAGCUACCCCCCACCAAUUAUCCCUCAUGGAAGAUGCAAUUCACGUGUCUUAUUGCAGGUUAUGACUUACUUGGCUUUCUGGAUGGCUCAAAUCUGUGUCCUGUGGCUACGGAACCCACCUAUGCUCCCUGGGCUUGGCAAGAUCAACUCUUACGCCAUGCACUCAUUACUUCGAUUUCAGAGAACAUCACACCCUACAUUGCUGCGGCACCCACUGCUCAACAUGCUUGGGAAACGCUAGCCAACCUCUAUGCAAACCGAUCGCGUGCUCGAGUGAUCACACUAAAGGAGCGACUUCAAAACAUGCACCGUGAUGGAAGAUCUGUCUCUGAAUAUCUCUGCACUCUAAAAGCGGUGGCAGACGAAUUAGGUAUGAUUGAUCGACCCCUUUCUGAUGAUGAUUUAAUAGUUUAUAUUUUGAAUGGCCUAGGUCCAGAAUUUCGAGAGAUUGCAACAUCUCUUCGAACGCGAGACACCUCUCUGUCUUUUGAUGAUCUCCAUGAUCGAUUGGUGGCUCAUGAAGAAAGUCUCCGACGGGAAGAUACUAAACUGGAAUCCACUCCUCUCACUGCCCACCUUGCUAGAGCAGCCACAACACCCUCUUCCUCCGUCGUGAACUCUGCUGGACUGUUGCCCACACCUCACCAAGGUCGGUUCUUCCCUCCACCACAUCGGAACUAUCGAGGACCCCUGUCCUCCAACAGAACCUUCUUCGGGAAUCAACGGCGUGGAUCUUUUGGCCUGCCCAACAAUCGGCCUACUGCUCAAGCCUGUCAAUUGUGCCACAAUUCAGGCCAUUUUGCCCACAAUUGUCCGUUUUACCAGGUUCAACAACACCCUCCGCAUGCCAACUUUGCAUCCUCUCCCAACAUUGCUUCUGAGGAUUGGCUCAUCGACUCUGGUGCAACUCACCAUCCAGCUCCCAUUGACAUGGUCUGCCACCGCCCAGCUGUUGGUCACUCAAUGUUGCCUCCUUGUGCUCCAGUUCCCCAUCAUGCGGUAGUCCCUGUGUCCACCAAAUCAGCCGAUCCUCACUCACCAGUCACUCCGUCGGCUCCUACCUCCACACCUCGUUCUCCCACUCAAAGCCCCUGUCCAACCUCCACCCCUACCGUCACCCCCAUCAUAGCUGAAUUGGACUCCUCUCCUCCUACAUCCACCAACCACGCUCCUUCUCACAACCUCUCACCACCAUCGCCUCCCUUGCCUAUACGGACUCAUCCCAUGGUCACCCACUCUCAAAACAACAUCUUUAAACCAAAGACCUUACAUCAUGCAACCAUGGCCUCCCCACUCCCUUCACCUAAACCCACGUGGACGUGGGAGCUGGUACCCUCUCACCCGGAUCAACAUGUUCUUGGCUGCAAGUGGAUCUUUCGGAUAAAACGGGGUAAAGAUGGGUCCAUUACACGCUACAAAGCACGUUUAGUUGCCAAGGGGUUUCAUCAACGGCCAGGUUCGGAUUAUCUCAACACCUUCAGUCCUGUUAUUAAACCCACUACAAUCCGGACUGUUCUCUCUCUUGCAGUUAGUCGCCGAUGGCCUCUUAAGCAAUUGGAUGUGAAUAAUGCCUUUUUACAUGGUGAACUUGAUGAAGAGCUCUAUAUGCAGCAACCUGCCGGCUUUAUUGAUCAGACUCAUCCCUCACAUGUUUGCUGGCUUCGCAAAUCGAUUUAUGGCUUAAAACAAGCCCCCCGAGCUUGGUUUCGAGCUCUCAAGGCAUUCCUUCUUUCGCAGGGGUUCUUCAACUCCAAAUCAGAUUCUUCCUUGUUCAUCUAUAACAAGGGGUCUAUUGUGAUUUUUUUUCUAGUCUACGUGGAUGAUAUCAUUGUUACUGGCAACAAUAUUUCCUUCAUUACCUCUUUAAUCCAGACUAUGGAACAUCGCUUCUCUCUCAAAGAGCCUAGCGACCUCAGUUACUUUCUUGGCAUCGAGGCUGUGUCGGUUAAUGACGGUCUUUUUCUUUCACAGCAUCGCUAUAUUCAGGACCUAUUACAAAAAUCGGGUAUGACUGAGGCUAAACCCAUGGCUACUCCGCUAGCUUCCACUUCCAAUUUGCUUCUCCACACCGGCAUCACUCUUCCAAAUGGUUCAGACUACAGAAAGCUUGUCGGUUCUCUUCAGUAUCUUUCUCUCACACGGCUUGACAUUUCCUUUGCUGUUAGUCGACUCUCACAGUUCAUGCACAAACCCACUGAUGUUCACUGGCAAGCUCUUAAGCGAGUUCUACACUAUCUUCGUGGCACUGCCUCUCAUGGGAUCCUUCUCCGGCCACAACAGUCCCUCUCACUUCACGCCUUUUCUGAUGCAGACUGGGCUGGGGACCGUGACACUUGUCUCUCCACAACCGGCUACAUUGUUUUCCUUGGUGGGAAUCCCAUUUCAUGGAGAGCGGCCAAACAGCGUGCUGUUGCUCGCAGCUCCACCGAAGCAGAGAUGAAGCACAUUGCCAUCGAUCUCCAUUUUGUGCGUGAGUUGGUUGACAAAAAGAUUAUGCGCGUCUCCCACAUUGCCUCCAACGACCAACUUGCUGAUGGGUUCACCAAGCCUCUUCCUUCUACCAAGUUUAUCUGUUUACGGGACAAGAUUGGCAUUGCUGAUGGCACCUCCAUCUUGCGGGGGCGUGUUAAAGAAACCAAAUCUGUAUCAUAGCAUAUUAAUAUUCUGUUUAAGCUCACAUUCUUUCUCUGUAUAAUAUCCAAGAUUGUGAUUCACUUGCCUUAUGUGGUAGGGUAAUACACAGGCACUACAAGC
Molecule: messenger RNA, 2987 nt
Organism: Rubroshorea leprosula
Lineage: Eukaryota; Viridiplantae; Streptophyta; Magnoliopsida; Malvales; Dipterocarpaceae
Source: the annotation of a GenBank genome assembly